GCCGUCGCCGGGGACCAGCCGACCUUUGAGUGCUGGCCCCACCGUGACCCGGAGCACUGGAUGCACGAGGUCCUGCUUGCCGGCUGGGGUAUGCCCAUCGGCGAGCUCUUCGACCUCGAGGCCCUUGCCGAGUGGUGCCGUGAGGAGAAGCGAUGGAGCUUCUUCGUCGCCAGCGAGCCGUGCAAUGUCCCCGGCGGGGUCGCAAGUCCGCCCAACGUUCUGGCCAUCUUCUAAGACCUCCACGGUACCUGAGCAGAGACGCUACGUCUGUGACAACACAUGUGGUAGCGGAGAUAUUUGUACAAGAUCACUCCUAGAAAAUGACAUGCCGCCCCUGCUGGCAAUUUGCCGGGCGCAUAGAAGCGGUAAACCAAAGCGCUUGGGCGAGACGCAGUGGCAUCCCGAAAAAGAAGGAAAAGGAAAAAAAAGAAGGAAAAAAAAAGGAAAACCACCGAAAAACCAGGUGGACGGGAUCAUUGCUUUGAAUCAAUGGCUACUACAACCAACCCCCUUAGGUUCGAGCCAUCCGCCUUCAUCGGCACGUAAUUAUCAAUUACAACUUGAUGCCGCAAACCCGAUGAUUCAUGGACCCAAUCGCAUGAGACCUGAAGCAAGAUGGCUUCAAAAGUAUAUUCGCGUAUGUCAGCUUUCCUAGCUGAACUAAAUUGUUGCAACAAACCAAGCAAGCCUGACGCCCUGUUGUGCUUUCAACCACCGCGGGCCCUCUAUCACAGAUAUUCUAC
This is a messenger RNA of Colletotrichum navitas, 743 nucleotides long. RefSeq lists its product as uncharacterized. The record is from RefSeq and is a predicted model, not a curated record. NCBI's taxonomy places the organism in Eukaryota, Fungi, Ascomycota, Sordariomycetes, Glomerellales, Glomerellaceae. The transcript has 2 exons. The coding region runs from base 185 to 655 and encodes 156 amino acids.